Messenger RNA from Colias croceus (clouded yellow), 2597 nucleotides. RefSeq names its product senecionine N-oxygenase-like. Gene Ontology annotation, molecular function: flavin adenine dinucleotide binding; NADP binding; N,N-dimethylaniline monooxygenase activity. The record is from RefSeq and is a predicted model, not a curated record. The coding region runs from base 101 to 2473 and encodes 790 amino acids. The transcript is spliced from 13 exons. Lineage: Eukaryota; Metazoa; Arthropoda; Insecta; Lepidoptera; Pieridae.
AGCUCUCUCGAUAUAAACCUGCAUUUGGUGUUCCUGCGCUCUUCCGAGACGGACCGUCUCUGGCAGCGGUUUUUUAAACAGUUUUUCUUUCCCGCCUAAAAUGGCAACAUUGUGGACUUGUGUGUUUAUUUUAUUCAAUUGUUAUGUACUUAGUGCUAGUGAUGAAGUACAAUCGACUAUAUCAUCAGACACACCAAGAAUACCAUUCACUUGUGUAAUUGGGGCUGGUUAUUCUGGCCUAGCUGUUGCAAGGUAUAUGAAAGAGUUAGGAGUGAACUUCCGAGUGUUCGAAGCUUCUGGAAAUUUCGGUGGUCAGUGGAGGUUCGAUCCUAAUGUUGGCAAUGAUGAGUAUGGUGUUCCAAUUUUCACCAGCACCUAUAAGAAUCUUAGAACGAACACACCUCGUCAAACAAUGGAGUAUAGUGGGUUUCCUUUCCCGGAUUCAACGCCUACAUACCCAUCUAACACCUGUUUCUAUAAAUAUUUGAAGUCUUUCGUGAAACACUUCCAUUUGCUAGACCAUAUUCAAACGCACAGCUAUGUUAGAUCCGUGAAAUGGGCAGGAAAUCAUUGGGACUUCACAUACACAAAAUCAGAUGAAGGCAAAAAUUAUACAAUACCGUGUGAUUUCGUAGUUAUUGCCAAUGGUCAAUAUGUUAAAAUCAAGAUGCCUAAAGUGCCGGGACAGAAUGUAUUUAAAGGAAAAAUAAUGCACAGUCACGACUACAAGGGGCCUGAUGAGUACGUUGGAAAGAAAGUACUUUUAGUUGGCGCUGGAGCAUCUGGCUUAGAUCUCGCGACUCAUUUGUCGAAUAUCACAGAGAAAUUAGUCCACAGUCACCAUUUAAAUUAUAACCAACCAGACUUCCCCAAAACUUACAUUAAAAAACCAGACUUAAAAACAUUUUUGCCAAAUGGAGUCGUUUUCCAAGAUGGCUCGAUGGAAGAAGUUGAUGUCGUUAUAUGUUGUACAGGAUAUGAAUAUAGCCAUCCGUUCCUUGACAAAAGUGCUGGAUUAACAACUUCUGGCAAAUUUGUCUUACCACUGCACCAGCAAAUUGUGAACAUCAGACAUCCAUCCAUGACCUUCAUCGGUAUGGCCAGAAUGAUCAUCAAUAGAGUCUUAGAUGCACAGUCGGAGUACAUAGCUCGUCUAAUAGCUGGCAAGUUUAAACUGCCAUCACAGGAAGAGAUGUUGAAGAUCUGGUUACAACACGUCUAUACCCUUCAGGAUAUGAAUAAGAAGAUCGUUGAUGUUAACAUUGUUGGCAACCAAAUGGAUCAAUAUUUCGCCAACUUAACUCAAGAAGCCGGCGUAUCAAGGGCGCCCCCAGUCCUUACAGAAAUCAGAGAUUUCAAUGCAAAAUAUCGUCUAGAAGAUUUGUUAAACUACCGUGACUAUGAAUUCGAAUUGACCGAUCCGUACCAUUACAGAAAAUGGUAUAGCGGUGGUGGAAAGGGAUCUCAGUGUCCUAUUGAUAUAGAGAGAAAAUUCAAUUCUACUCCUCAGUACCAACAUCAUGUGAUCGGAAUUUCGCGUGUUGGAAAUGCAUGGAAAGUCAAACAUAAAUACGUUCCAAGUGGCGAAGUUUAUGUCGAUGAGUAUGAUUACGUCAUCAUAGGUACUGGUCAUUUUAGCGCUCCAAAUCGACCAAAUAUUAAGGGAGAAGAGAUUUUCAAAGGUACAAUAAUUCACAGUCACGACUACAGAGAACCAGAGCCCUACAAAGGACAAAAUGUGAUCAUAGUUGGCGCUGGUCCCUCCGGCGUGGACAUCACAUUAGACAUCGCUACUGUAGCUAAAACUGUUUACCACAGUCAUCACUCCAAAAUCAAAUAUACAAAAACAAAGUUUCCCAACAAUUACGUUGAGAAACCAGAUAUCGAAGAGUUCAAUGAAAAGGGUGCGUUAUUUGCUGAUGGAACUUACGAGGAUGUCGAUGCCGUCAUAUAUUGCACAGGAUAUCUAUUUGAUUAUUCGUUUUGUGACGAAAGCACCGACUUGACGUUACGACCAAAAACGGUAACGCCUUUACAUAAGUACAUGGUCAAUAUUAAUCAGCCAACAAUGAUCAUCGUUGGAUUAGUUGAGAAGGCCUGUCUUGUUACUGCACUUGAAGCUCAGGCGCGGUAUACAGCCGCUUUGAUAAAAGGAAAAUUUUCUUUACCAUCUAAAGAAGAGAUGAUGAAGGAAUGGCAAAUGAGGGCGGACAAAUGUUUGGAAAAAGGUCGAUCUUUUAAUUAUUUGCACUUUUUAGCAGAGAGCGAGGAUGAAUAUUACGAAGAGCUAUCGAAAGAAUCAGGAAUUGAAAGAGUGCCGCCUGUUAUGUUCAAAAUUCGCAGUGCAGAUAUGUUAUCGAAAGCGAACCUUUACACCUAUAGAAAUUAUUCUUAUAGAGUGAUAGAUAAUAAUACAUUUGAAAGGACAUUGGAAUGUGAUACAGAUUCUAACAAUAUCCAACAGACAGUGUAAAUGUUUAUUAUGUAUUUAUAACACCUACCAUAAUAUAUCUUAUUAAGAAAAUCGUGUAUUCAUUUAAUAUUGAUAUUAAAAUCUAUUAUAUCUAGAAGUAAGAAUUAAAGUGUAUAUUUGUUUA